Budorcas taxicolor (takin) is the source of this 2846-nucleotide messenger RNA. RefSeq names its product androgen receptor (gene AR). The coding region runs from base 1 to 2676 and encodes 891 amino acids. Gene Ontology annotation, cellular component: nucleus. Gene Ontology annotation, molecular function: nuclear receptor activity; zinc ion binding; steroid binding. The transcript has 8 exons. Gene Ontology annotation, biological process: regulation of DNA-templated transcription; male gonad development; androgen receptor signaling pathway. The record is from RefSeq and is a predicted model, not a curated record. Lineage: Eukaryota; Metazoa; Chordata; Mammalia; Artiodactyla; Bovidae.
AUGGAAGUGCAGUUAGGGCUGGGGAGGGUCUACCCCCGGCCACCGUCCAAGACCUAUCGAGGAGCUUUCCAGAACCUGUUUCAGAGUGUAUGCGAAGUGAUCCAGAACCCGCUCCCCCGGCACCCUGAGGCCUCGAGCGCAGCACCUCCCGGCGCCCGUUUGCAGCAGCAGCAGGAGACCAGUCCACGGCGGCAGCAGCAACAGCAGCAGCAGAGAGAGGAUGGCUCUCCCCAAGUCCAGAGCAGAGGCCCCACAGGCUACCUGGCCCUGGAAGAGGAACAGCAGCCUUCACAACAUCACUCAGCCCCCGAGGGUCACCCGGAGAGUGGCUGCGUCCCAGAGCCCAGAGCUGCCUCGGCUGCCGGCAAGGGGCUGCAGCAGCCGCCGCCAGCACCUCUGGAUGAGGAUGACUCAGCUGCCCCAUCCACGUUGUCCCUGCUGGGCCCCACUUUCCCCGGCUUAAGCAGCUGCUCCACCGAUCUUAAAGACAUCCUGAGCGAGGCUGGCACCAUGCAACUUCUUCAGCAGCAGCAACAGCAGCAGCAGGAGGCGGUAUCCGAAGGCAGCAGCGGAAGAGCGAGGGAGGCCACUGGGGCUCCCAUCUCUUCCAAGGACAGUUACCUAGGAGGCAGUUCGACCAUCUCGGACAGCGCCAAGGAGUUGUGUAAGGCAGUGUCGGUGUCCAUGGGCUUGGGUGUGGAGGCAUUGGAGCAUCUGAGCCCUGGGGAGCAGCUUCGGGGGGAUUGCAUGUACGCCCCGCUCCUGGGAGGUCCACCAGCCGCGGUGCGUCCCACUCCUUGUGCCCCCUUGGCUGAAUGCAAAGGUUCUCUGCUGGAUGAUGGCCCGAGCAAGGGCACUGAAGAGACUGCUGAGUAUUCCCCUUUCAAGGCAGGUUACACCAAAGGUCUGGACACUGACAGCCUGGGCUGCUCUGGCAGCGGCGAAGCAGGGGGCUCUGGAACACUUGAGCUGCCAUCCACCCUGUCUCUCUACAAGUCUGGAGCACUGGACGAGGUAGCAGCUUAUCAGACUCGCGACUACUACAACUUUCCGCUAGCCCUGGCCGGGCCGCCGCCCCCUCCACCACCUCCCCAUCCGCAUGCCCGCAUUAAGCUGGAGAACCCGCUGGGCUACGGCAGCGCCUGGGCGGCCGCUGCAGCGCAGUGCCGCUAUGGGGACCUGGCGAGCCUGCAUGGCGGGGGUGCAGCAGGACCGGGCUCAGGCUCACCCUCAGCCGCCUCCUCCUCUUCCUGGCACACUCUCUUCACGGCCGAAGAAGGCCAGCUGUAUGGGCCAGCUGUAUGUGGCGGAAGCGGGGGUGGCAGUGCAGGCGAGGCAGGGGCUGGAGCCCCAUACGGCUACACUCGGCCACCUCAGGGGCUGGCGAGCCAAGAAGGUGACUUCUCCCCACCCGAUGUGUGGUAUCCCGGCGGCGUGGUGAGCAGAGUGCCCUAUCCAAGUCCCAGUUGUGUCAAAAGCGAAAUGGGCCCCUGGAUGGAGAACUAUUCUGGACCUUAUGGGGACAUGCGUUUGGAGACCACCAGGGACCAUGUUCUGCCCAUCGACUAUUACUUUCCACCCCAGAAGACCUGCCUGAUUUGUGGGGAUGAAGCUUCUGGCUGUCACUAUGGAGCUCUCACUUGUGGAAGCUGCAAAGUCUUUUUUAAAAGAGCCGCUGAAGGAAAGCAGAAGUACCUGUGUGCCAGCAGAAACGAUUGCACCAUUGAUAAAUUCCGAAGAAAAAAUUGUCCAUCUUGUCGUCUCCGGAAAUGCUAUGAAGCAGGGAUGACUCUGGGAGCCCGGAAACUGAAGAAACUUGGGAAUCUGAAGCUACAGGAGGAAGGGGAGGCUUCCAGUGCCACCAGCCCCACUGAAGAGCCAGCCCAGAAGCUGACAGUGUCACAUAUUGAAGGCUAUGAGUGUCAGCCCAUCUUUCUGAAUGUCCUGGAAGCCAUUGAGCCAGGGGUGGUGUGUGCUGGACAUGACAACAACCAACCUGACUCCUUCGCAGCUUUACUCUCUAGCCUCAAUGAACUGGGUGAAAGACAGCUUGUACAUGUGGUCAAGUGGGCCAAGGCCUUGCCUGGCUUCCGCAACUUGCACGUGGACGACCAGAUGGCAGUCAUUCAGUACUCCUGGAUGGGGCUUAUGGUGUUUGCCAUGGGCUGGCGGUCCUUCACCAAUGUCAACUCCAGGAUGCUCUACUUUGCCCCUGACCUGGUUUUCAAUGAGUACCGCAUGCACAAGUCCCGGAUGUACAGCCAGUGUGUCCGAAUGAGGCACCUCUCCCAAGAAUUUGGAUGGCUCCAAAUCACACCCCAGGAAUUCCUGUGCAUGAAGGCACUGCUGCUCUUUAGCAUUAUUCCAGUGGAUGGGCUGAAAAAUCAAAAAUUCUUUGAUGAACUUCGAAUGAACUACAUCAAGGAACUUGAUCGUAUCAUUGCAUGCAAGAGAAAAAAUCCCACAUCCUGCUCAAGGCGCUUCUACCAGCUCACCAAGCUCCUGGACUCUGUGCAGCCUAUUGCACGAGAGCUGCAUCAGUUCACUUUUGACCUGCUAAUAAAGUCUCACAUGGUGAGCGUGGACUUUCCAGAAAUGAUGGCAGAGAUCAUCUCUGUGCAAGUGCCCAAGAUCCUUUCCGGGAAAGUCAAGCCUAUCUAUUUUCACACUCAGUGAAGCUUUGGAAGCCCCCAUUUUCUUACCCCACCUCACUCCUUUUUUCAGAUAUCUUCUGCCUGUUUUAACUCUGCACUACUUCUCUGCAGUGCCUUGGGGAAUUUCCUCUAUUUAUGUACAGUCUGUCAUGAAGAUGUUCUUGAAUUCUAUUUGCUGGGCUUUUCUUUUUC